Acanthoscelides obtectus is the source of this 860-nucleotide messenger RNA. Lineage: Eukaryota; Metazoa; Arthropoda; Insecta; Coleoptera; Chrysomelidae. The record is from the annotation of a GenBank genome assembly.
UCGAACAGACAAUAAUAACAGCCAUUAUUAAGCCGCAUCAAAAGCCAUAAAGCACCAUUAAAUUUGAAGCGAUUUGAAAAAUACAGUCACGAUAUUCUUUAAAGCGUUUGCCUUUCGCGCUGGAAAAUAUGAGAGACACGAACCAAUAUCUGAGUUUUUGUUGCAGUUUCGUUCCAGCAGUCGACCAUACAUGCCAUUCGUAGUUUUUCCGCGAGCUUCCCAGCCAGACGACAAAGCGUGGCCACCGUCUUGAUGUUGGGACAGAACGCAGGAGCUAAAGCCGGCCCUGUGCCCGCCAAAUCGUCAACGCAGGAGAAGAGGGCUACGAUUGGGAGUGAGAUGGGUGAGGUUGAAGAUGAGAGAGGGGCCAAACGUCGGCUGGUUAGAGAGAAUACUGAGGAGGCUGAUGACAGUCAGGACUUCAGCCACGAAAAGCGCUCGACCUGUUUUACCGUCGACUUUAAAAGCAGAGUAGACAGUACAACAUCGCGAACAUCCACAGCUAUAGGCAGCGUACCAACAACCUUUGGAGAAACAAUUGGAGAAAAAGAUAAUUCUGCAAAACCAGCUGACGAACAGGAUCAAUAUGACUCGCCAAAAGAAAAACAAUGCUUGCACAUGUACAGGAAAAUGACUGCUAAAGGCAUCAAUGUAUCCUUUGACACCAUUUUAAGGGGAAUGUUGACUCCUACUGAGUAUAGACUUAGUAAAAAGAAAAUGGAGGCCAUUAGGAGUGAAGCUCAUGCUAAAGAAGAAAACAAAAGGGAUGAUGAUAAGAGUUAGAUAAGUAGUACCUUAGGACAUUUUUUAUAGUUUGGAUGAUUAUAUGUAAAGAAAUAUAGCUCUUCUGGAUGUUGUCA